Messenger RNA from Cavenderia fasciculata, 1839 nucleotides. It is a transcript of the gene ech1, whose product is annotated as enoyl Coenzyme A hydratase. The transcript is spliced from 3 exons. NCBI's taxonomy places the organism in Eukaryota, Evosea, Eumycetozoa, Acytosteliales, Cavenderiaceae. The record is from RefSeq and is a predicted model, not a curated record. Bases 1 to 1839 code for a protein of 612 amino acids. Gene Ontology annotation, molecular function: delta(3,5)-delta(2,4)-dienoyl-CoA isomerase activity.
AUGGAUUCAUUAUUUCAUACAAACAACUCACCGUCAUUCUAUUCAGUUGUAAAGACUAUUGAUAAAUAUGAACACCUAAAGUUGGAAAAGAAUGUUGAUACGGGUGUUGCAGAAUUGAUUCUAACAUCAUCAAAUGGUUUAAAUCUAAUGUCUGAUCAAUUCUUUGAUGAAUUAAUAUCAAUCUUUGAAACUAUACAAUUGGAUGAAAAGAUUAGAGUAGUCAUUAUUUAUAGUGACGGUAAGAUAUUCUCUGGAGGUUUGGAUUUGGCAGCUGCAUCUAGUCAAUUGUCAGAUACAGAGGGUACAGUACAAGAACAGAGUUCAAAACUAUUCCGUUUGAUCAGACGUUGGCAAUGCGCAUUUGACCGUAUCGAGAAAUGUCUCAAACCUGUCAUUGCAGCUGUACACGGUCACUGUCUGGGUGGUGCCAUUGAUCUGAUUACUGCAUGUGAUAUUAGAUUGUGUUCAUCUGACGCUACCUUUUCCAUUCUAGAGACCAAGUUGGCUAUUGUAGCCGAUCUCGGUACACUACAACGUAUUCAACGUAUCUGUGGUGUUGGUAAUGCUAGAGAGAUGGCAUACACUAGUCGUCGUAUCGACUCUGCCACCGCAUCCCGUUACCAACUCGUAAAUAAUGUGUAUAGUGACAAGACCACCCUUCUCCAAGAAGCACAUAAGCUUGCCAAGCAGAUUGCCGCCAACUCACCCCUCGUAGUCCAGUCCACCAAGAUGAUCCUCAACCACUCACUCGACCAUAAAAUCGAUGAAGGUCUUCUCCGUGUAGCUCUCCACAACACCGCCUUUCUUCGUUCAAAUGAUUUAAUGGAAGCUGUUUCUUCAUUUAUGGAAAAACGUACUCCUAUAUUUAAAUCAAACUUUAGUAGUAACAGUCUACGAGGUCGUAGUAGUAGUAUGAUACAAGGACAAACAUCACCUACAGGAUCUAGAUUUAUUAGGUUGAUGAAUCGAUACAAAGAACUAGAGAUGGAAUGGUGGAGUACUCUAUCUGAAGAAGACGAACAAUUACUGCAAGACGAAGGAUUAGACAUAAAGAAUAUGUUGUUCUUUUCAGAGGUACUCUUUACAGUGGCUCGAUUCAAACCAAUGAUGAUGUUUAGUUAUCUGCCUGAAUCAAUGCUUCAAUCAUACCACGAAAGAGUGAUCAUUGCAAGUGGACUACUUCAAACGCUACCUGACAUUGUCUUUAAAAAGUGUAAAUCAAUCGAAACCGAUAAUACUGUAUUCGAAAACACUGCUGUACUAUAUUUUAAACAAUCAAUUAAACAAUAUCAACAACAAAUAUUAAAUCAAAAUAACAAUCAAACUAAUAAUAAUAAUCAAAAUAAUCAAUCGAAUAAUAAUGAAGAAAUAAUAAUAACGGCAACUUCACCAAGAUCAUUAUCAUCAUCACCAUCAUUAAAUAUUAAACAAAUGCUUGGACAAUUAUCACAAUCUACGAUAUCCCUUUUCCAAAACAUUGACCAACACGGAGAAAAUACGGAUCUGUUGGCAAAGGAAGUGGAAUUGGCUGAAUUGUUUGAUUAUCCAACCAAUCUGCCUGAGCAUAUUCGAGGAUCAGAAGAUCAAUUCUAUGAUGUUGGUUAUUCUUGUUGUAUAUAUCAAUCAAAAGAAAAAGAAUUGAAACAACAACAACAACAACAAAACCCACAAGAAAUGGAUGAUGAUGAAAGAAUUGUAAUGAGUUAUUUCAUUCCACGUCACCAAUUACAUAUUAUUCAAGAUAGAAUUAAACAACAUCAUCAUACCUACGCUACAUUAUUUAAAGUUAUCUUUGGUUUAGAUUUAAAAUUACGUAUUGCUCAAGCUUGGGAUGAUUAA